ACAGGACACUGCUAAAUACGGCGUCCGGAGACAGGCCGCGCUGCCUGUAAACAAGCUUUGCUCACCCAGCGCAGUGCCUGGAGUGACAAAUUUCCUAGCCCAGCGCCAGGAGAGCCCGGGGUGCCGCAGCAGAGGAGCGGGGGGCGGAGACAGGGCGACAGGAGGCCCGGAACCGGCAGGGCUGGCCCGGAGGAGGAGGAGGAGUGCGCUGGGCAUGGCGGCGCCCGCAGCGCUGCAGCGGAGCGUGGUGGCUCCCGCGGGCAGGCACACCGCCUCCCUCAUCUUCCUGCACGGCUCAGGUGAUACUGGCCAAGGAGCAAGAGCAUGGAUAAAACAGAUUUUGAAUCAAGACAUGGCAUUCCAACAUAUAAAAGUAAUUUACCCAACAGCUCCUGCCAGGCCAUAUACACCCAUGAAAGGAGCCUUUUCCAAUGUGUGGUUUGACAGGUAUAAGAUCUGUAAUGACUGUCCUGAACACAUUGAAAGCAUCGAUUCCAUGUGCCGGGGCCUUACAGACCUGAUCAAUGAUGAGGUUAACAAUGGCAUUGCCAAGAGCAGGAUACUCAUAGGAGGCUUUUCAAUGGGAGGUGGAAUGGCAAUGCAUUUGGCCUUUAGGUUUCAUCAGGAUCUGGCAGGAGUCUUUGCCUUGUCCAGUUUUCUGAAUAAAGACUCUGCUGUUUACCAGGCUUUGAAAAGAAAUGAAAGAGCUCUUCCAGAAUUAUUUCAGUGCCAUGGAACUGCUGAUAAUCUAGUUCUCUACUCAUGGGGUGAAGAGACCAACAAGAUGUUAAAGUCUCUGGGAGUAUCAACGUCACUUCAUACUUUUCCAAACCUCAAUCAUGAGCUGAACAGAACUGAAAUAGAAAAAUUAAAAUCCUGGAUUAUAAAGAAAUUGCCUGUUGAAGCACCAAAGGCUAAUGAAUAAAUGAAGAUCCAGCCUCA
This is a messenger RNA of Zonotrichia leucophrys gambelii, 942 nucleotides long. RefSeq names its product lysophospholipase like 1 (gene LYPLAL1). Gene Ontology annotation, biological process: protein depalmitoylation. The record is from RefSeq and is a predicted model, not a curated record. The transcript is spliced from 5 exons. Gene Ontology annotation, cellular component: cytoplasm. Bases 215 to 925 code for a protein of 236 amino acids. Lineage: Eukaryota; Metazoa; Chordata; Aves; Passeriformes; Passerellidae. Gene Ontology annotation, molecular function: carboxylic ester hydrolase activity; palmitoyl-(protein) hydrolase activity.